Messenger RNA from Pezoporus occidentalis (night parrot), 1515 nucleotides. It is a transcript of the gene LANCL3, whose product is annotated as LanC like family member 3. Gene Ontology annotation, cellular component: plasma membrane. NCBI's taxonomy places the organism in Eukaryota, Metazoa, Chordata, Aves, Psittaciformes, Psittacidae. The coding region runs from base 133 to 1371 and encodes 412 amino acids. The transcript has 5 exons. Gene Ontology annotation, biological process: peptide modification; carbohydrate metabolic process. The record is from RefSeq and is a predicted model, not a curated record.
UCCCGCCUCUCCCGCCGCGCUCCCUCCGCCCCGCUCCCCCGCCCCCUCCUCCGGCAGCUCCCCGCUCGCUGGCUCCUUCCUCGCCUGCCUCCCGCGGCUCCCCGCUGCGCAGAGCGCCGCGCCGGCGGGGUUAUGGAGAGCCAGCGCUGCUUCGCCAACCGCUUCGAUGACUACCCGGGCAGCCCGGAGGCGGCGCCGGGCAAGGAGGCGGCGGCGGUGCCGCUAGUGACGGCCACCAUCGAACGGAUCCUGCGGGAGCUGCCGCCCCUGGGCGGCCCCCGCGGCUGCCAGGGCGGGCUGUACGGCGGCGUGGCCGGCGUGGCCUACAUGCUGUACCACGUCGCGCAGUGCCCUCUGUUCGCGCCGUCGCGGGAGGCCUACCUGCGGGCGGCUCGCCGCGUCGUGGACGCCUGCCUGCGCUACCAGGAGGGCAGCGGCGAGGCCGACGCUGACACCCGCGCCGCCUUCCUGCUGGGGGGCGCCGGGGUGUACGCGGUGGCGGCACUGGUCUACAGAGCUCUGGGGCUGCCCGACUUCGCCCGGCCGCUGGGCAAGUUCCGGGAGCUCAGCGAGGUCUGCGCUCCGCUCUCCUUCCUCGAGUGCGGCUCGGACGAGCUCUUCGUCGGCCGCGCCGGGUACUUGUGCGCCGCCUUGGUGCUGAAGCAGCGGCUGGGCAUGGAGGUGCUGACCCCAGCACAAAUAAAAUCAAUUUGCCUGGCCAUACUAGAAUCGGGAAAGCAGUAUGCAGUGAAGAAGCGGAAACCAUUCCCACUCAUGUAUUCAUACUAUGGAACAGAGUACCUUGGUGCAGCUCAUGGGCUUUCAUCAAUCCUUCAGAUGUUACUUUCCUAUUAUGAGUACCUGCAGCCAGCAGAUCAGGAACUUGUGUGGCAGAGCGUUGAUUUUCUUAUGGACCAAGAACAGAAUAGCAACUGGCCUCCUGAGCUGGGAGAGACAAUCGAGCGGGAGAAUGAGCUUGUGCACUGGUGUCAUGGAGCUCCAGGCAUUGCAUACCUGUUUGCCAAAGCUUACCUGGUUUCCAAGAAGCCUCAAUAUCUGGACACUUGUAUCCGCUGUGGAGAGCUAACUUGGCAGAAAGGCCUGUUGAAGAAGGGACCUGGAAUAUGUCAUGGAGUGGCUGGUAGUGCUUAUGUGUUCCUGCUGCUCUAUAGGCUCACUGGAAACUCAAAAUACAUAUACAGGGCACAAAGGUUUGCAGAAUUCUUAUUUACAGAAGAAUUUAAGGCUGGUUCCCGGGCAUUAGAAAGUGUAUAUAGUCUGUAUGAAGGUUUCUCAGGAACUGUGUGUUUCCUGACUGACUUGCUGCAACCCAACCAAGCCGAGUUUCCUCUCUUCAGUGUCUUUGUCUAGAGAGCAACAUUCUCGAGGGCCACAUCCUCGUGGGGAUGGGAGAGGACACCUGCAGUUUCACUUAUUUGUCAAGACAGGCUAUUUACAGAACAAGCCAGUGGUACCACUAAUGCUAGCCUUAACAUAGCUGGGAGUCAGGUGAAA